AUAAAGACGAAUCUUGGAUGGCGCACUUGAAUGCAUCGUCAUCUUUGACAGUUGGAAGCAGAUUAACGUCCCAGACGGAGACAGAGAAAUGGAUCGGGAUGCGGUGAGUUAUCGGUUCGACGACGACCAAAUUAGUAUAUUUAAAGAAAAAUGUGUAUCAAAGAAAAAAUGCUGAAUGACCCUGACAUGAUUGGGCUGGUGGAGCACGGCUCCGCCGGUAAACUGACAAGGGGAGGUUGGCAAAACUACCCAGCAACGGUAAAUUACUGGCAGUGAGUGGCAUGAAGAGGAGUGACUACAUUGCCAGAGGGAGUUACAGUUUUAUGUUUUACAGUUUUAAUCUAAGGAUAUUGUUUUACUUUUACUAGAAUGCCAUUAUUUUGCAUGUUCUAGUUUUCAAAUAAAUGGUCUAUGCAAUUUUAAAUGUUUUUUGGGGUGUUUUUUGCCUGUACGUCCACACAUUUUCAUAACACUAAAUAUCUUUAUAUGAAUGAAGAGAGAGGAGAGUGUCAUUGUUCAAGGGAUAUCAAAAUAAUGUUGAAGCAGUAUUAAUGGAUUGUAUCAGUCCUUGUUAUUCUUUCAUUCUCUGACUUAAGCAAAUACAGUCUUUCAAAUGCUUUGGAUGAUGCAAGCAGGAAGUAUAAUGUUGCCGCUUAGUCAGUGAGUCAGUUACAUCUGGCAAUGUUGUAUCCUUGAAAUGUUAUACCUAUUGAUUACUUAAUAUAUGUUACACCUGUUGAAAUGUUAUAUCUUAGCUAUGAGCAGUUUCUGUUCUCACAGUAACUGGAUUUGAUACUGAAGAAAAGUGUCCUUUAUUUCAUAAAUUUAGAUGUCUUUGUCAUGUUAUUUCUGAGUUGAUUUGUGUUUUAUGUUUAUCCAGAUUAUAUCACAUUUGGUGAGUCUGGAUAGACAUUCACAAAUCCAUUGUGAAUGUUGCCACAUGUGCCCUUGAAUGCUUCACAUGUGAAAUGUCUGAAAACCACAUGUGCCCCUGAAGUUUCACAUGUGAAAUGUCCAAAAACCACUAUUGGGCUGGGUGGUUCAGUGUGAGGAGAUGUAAAAGAUAUCAGUAGUAACACUAAUAAUACAAUACUGCUACUACUAAUACUAAUGAUACUGCUGUGAGCAGUGUUGACUGCUGUUGUAGAGUCUGAUUGCGGCAGGGACAAAAGAUCUGCAGAACAGCUCCUUAGAGCAGCCUGUUGUUGAGGGAGCUGCUCAGGGCACACUGGUACUUGUUCAGGGGGUAGGAGGUGUUGUCCAAGAUGGCCUGGAGCUUAGUCACCAUCCUCCUCUCACACACCACAUCCAAGGUGUUGAGGGAGCACCCUGGGUAAUACUCAGGUAUUUAUAGGAUUGAACAGCGUCAAUUUCAGGCCCCUUGACGUACACUGGACUGACUGAUGAUCGUUUGGCCCUGUGAAAGUCCACCACCAGCCUCUUAGUCUUCUUUACAUUGAGCUGGACACAAUUUCACUGGCACCACUCUGCAAAGUCAUUGAUGAGACCCCUGUACUCAUGCUCAUCACCACCAUUUUCCUUUCCUCAUUUUCCUUUAAUAAUCAUAUUAUUCUAAUAUGAUUAUUAAUAUUGUGAUAUAACAUUAUUGUAUAGUAUCAUGUUACAUAUCAAACAUUGCUGAUGCUGUUAUAGUGAUUGUGAUUAUAAUAGCUAUAAUAAUACAAUAACAACAUUAAAAAUCAUGAUAAUUUGAAGCUCUGUGAUUGGAUGUUUCUGACUGAAAUGCACCUUUGGAGUCAUAGUUAACUUUUCUCUUUCAGUUUUUAUGUCUACAGGCCUCUGGCUUUGACUUUUUAUCAAAGAACCAGAUAUUUUGUUACACACUUGUUGAAGAGCUGCAACUGUCAGUCACCUAACAGUCUAUGAGCAAAGUAAUGGGACUUUUAUGUCUGGAACAAGCAACACACAAAGUUAUUCUGCACCUUUUAAAGCCUCUUUACUUCUGUCAUACAGGAAGAGCUCUGAAGUACUUGGUACAUGUGCUCUUUAAACCUAGUGUGGGAAUGCGUGCAGACUCCCAAAAAAUUGUUGUCCUGAUUACCGAUGGAGAGUCUGAGGACAACGUAUUCUCCACCUCGCAGCACCUGAGAGACACCGACGUUGAGAUCUACACCAUCGGUAUUAAGAAUGCAAAUGAGACUCAGCUGAGGACCGUCGCAUCGGAUCCCAAAGAAAUUCACAUGUUCAGUGUCAUCGACUCCUCAUUCCUUCUGGACAUCAUUGACAACCUCACCAACAACCUCUGUAACAGUAUCAACAACUUAGAGACCGUUAGGUUGGUGGGAGGAGCCAGUCGCUGUGCAGGUACACUGGAGAUGAAUCAGGGAGAGUGGAGACCAGUGUAUGGCUCUCACUGGACCCUGAAAGAAGCAGCUGUGGUAUGUAGAGAGCUGGACUGUGGCUCUGCUGUUUCAACAGGAAGCAGAAAGAAGCCCUAUCGUAGAUCUGUAUGGAGGAUCAGAUCUGACUGUCUUCAGUUUGGAUCUGCACUGAGGGGCUGUGCAUUCCCAGAUUCCUCUUCCUCCACUGUGGAGCUCACCUGCUCAGACCUGCUGGUUCAGCCAAUCAUCUCUGUGUCUUCUACCAUGGACGGGGUCUCCGAGGUCCAGCAGCAGGGGUUUCUGGUGCGCCGGGGCUCCAACUUCACCAUCAGCUGCUCCGUCCAGCCUCAGUACCCAGGAGGCUCCUUCCAGCUCACCUUCACCUCCUCCAACAAGGCACACAUCUACACCCAGCCAGCUGUCAAUCACUCUGCUGACUUCCUGUUUCCUGCUGCAGACCCCGCCCACCAAGGAAACUACAGCUGUGUUUAUGGCGUCUAUGUUUUUUCUCAUAACUUCUCCUCUGAGAGCCGUCUGCUGUCUCUCACUGUCACAGAUCCAGCAGUUCAUAUCAUCAGACUGGUCGUCCUGCCGGUGACUCUGCUGUUGGUCGUCACUGUCGUCUUUUUCAUCCUGAAGGAUGAACAUGUUUGUUGUUUAGAGGACUGGUUGAAAUGAAGCACUCAGCCUGUUUAUAUUGAACUGAAGAGAGGAGUGAUGCAGUAACUUAGAUCUGUGUUGUCAUGUCUCUCCAGGCCAGCAGGGGGCAGAAGUCAGGCCCACAGGAGAACAUUGAGCUGGAUUCUUAUAACCUCGGUGUUUCCAGAGCUGAAGGAGAGCCGGCUGAAGAGGAAGGAGCUCAGGGAGCAGAGUAGGACCUCCAAGGAGCCACAAACCACUGAAGAAGAAAAUCAUCUUUGGGUUCAUCUCUCCUCUCAGUCUCAGCCAGGUUUUUGCAGCCCAGUACGGCGAGGAACCAGCACCAACGCUCAGUGCCACAACAGGAAGUAGUGAGACCUUUAUUAAGACCAGAAGAAGAAGAGCAGAGAGGAGAUCUGAUUGGACCAUUUGUAACAUAAUUAUCUGUAUAUAGUUAUAUUUGAUGAGUUUAUAUCUUUUCACUUAUAACUGUAUUUUAUAUACUAUAAAAGAGACAAAGUACUUCACAAUUUUUGCCUGUUUCACCUAUUCACACACACACACUUCCACCAAUGGUGGAAGAGCUGCCAGACAGGGUCCUGGCCAACUUGGGGUUCAGUGUCUUGCUCAGAGUAAAAGGCUCGUGUGUGCUUUUCUCCACUGAGGUGCUGACCAUCGCUCAAAAUAUCCACAAGAACUUGUACACAAGUGUUUGUUUUACAAUUUCUAAAUAGCACAAUCUCUGUUUUGUUCCAAUUAAAUGAUUUGUUUAUGUCAAAUCACUGUUUUAAUUUACUCAUUUCCAUUAUGAUCACCUGUAAGCUGCUGUAAAUUCUCCCCAAAACAAGAAAUAUUAGUCUCAUCUGCAAAUAAAACUAAUUUCAGUAUU
Molecule: messenger RNA, 3870 nt
Organism: Thunnus maccoyii (southern bluefin tuna)
Lineage: Eukaryota; Metazoa; Chordata; Actinopteri; Scombriformes; Scombridae
Product: cartilage matrix protein-like
Exons: 6
Coding region: 1884-3020 (378 amino acids)
Biological process (GO): endodermal cell differentiation
Cellular component (GO): membrane
Source: RefSeq, a predicted model, not a curated record